This is a messenger RNA of Rhincodon typus (whale shark), 2127 nucleotides long. RefSeq lists its product as uncharacterized. The record is from RefSeq and is a predicted model, not a curated record. The transcript is spliced from 4 exons. NCBI's taxonomy places the organism in Eukaryota, Metazoa, Chordata, Chondrichthyes, Orectolobiformes, Rhincodontidae. Bases 1042 to 2127 code for a protein of 361 amino acids.
UGUUAACAAAGCUACCACCCCCUCAGCUGAGCAACAACUCCGAGGUGGGGCAGUCGAUGAACCUGUGCGCAUCUUGCUGCAACAGGUAACCACGCAAAGCUGGAAACAUUUAGCACUUCAAGGAGCGAUAAACAGACAGACAGCAGGGAUUCACGUUUUGACCUGGCACUUGUGACUCAACACGCAACCACCUCAAACAGGAAAGCAAAACUCUGAGACUGCUGGAAAUCAGAAACAGAAAAUGGUGGAAACACUCAGCGAGCGUGGCAGCAACCGAGUGAGUGAGUGAGUGAGUGAGAGAGAGAGAGAGAGAGAGAGAUUGCUCUGCUGUAUGGUCAGCGAGCUGAAGGGAUAACUGACGUUGCCAGCAGGGACAUUGUAGGUUCAUGCUCAGGGAGCAAGGAGCUCGCCGGCAGGGGGAGGUGCUGCUGCUGACGCUGACGUGCGGAACACAGCCUGAAGUGCAAGGCAAGAGGUGGGAGCUUCUUUAGUCUGAGCCCGGUCACCGAGACUCUCCUGCUGCGGACCCAGCCCGGUCACCGGGACACUCCUGCUGCGGACCCAGCCUGUUUGCCGGGACUCUCCGGCUGCGGUCCGAGCCUGGUUUCCGGGACUUUCUGGAGCGGCAGAUUUCAUUUCUUUUGUGCCAGUUAUCUCCUUCAGCCUGGAAAGUGUUGAAGGUCAUCUGAAAGCAACACUACUCUUGAUGGGAAAACGGCCUCAUCUGUAAAACCAUGAACUGCAAAAAGAUAUCAAGUAUAUGUUCACACUUUCACAAACAUAGUGUGCAAAUUAAUUAAAAAUAUUUAUAUGCAAUCUGCAACACAAUACAGUAAACAAAAACUGGCUGGCCUCUUUCCUUUUUCAAAGCUAUUUCAUCAGUAACAUUUUAAACUGAGACACACACAGGCUGGAAACAGAAGACAGUAACUGAAGUAAGUUUUCAUUAUUACUUAACACCCAAUCAGUCCCAUUUGAGCUAAAGGUGUUCUGAAUUACUUUUGUACAUAUUAGUACAGUCAUCAACUAUGUUCUGUCAACAUGAUAACUGUUGUUAUAGACUGUCAAGAAAGAUCAGCAGUUGUACAUUUGCAACAGGAUGAAGAAAAUGACAAUACAAAUAACUUUCCCCAGAACAUGGACGAAUGCUUAAUGAAGCUGAAAGGCAUAAAUGGAAAUAUGGAAAUCUCUGUUCCUUUCGAUGAUUGUGGAUUAAAUGUCAGAAAUCCUUGUGUGAACCAAAAUUGUAUGGAGGAACAAGAUCUUUGCAAAGUUCUCGAAAACCAAAGAGACACCACAACUAUACUGGGCACAGAAAAAACUUUCAAUUCAGAAGCGUUAGAUCCCAAUGAUUCAACUAAUGACAGCAUAAUAGGAUUUAUGGAGGAUCCUAUUAGCAACAGGAAACAUAUCUUAAAUGGAGCUGAUUUAAUGAGGAUGAGAAAGGAUAUGUUGCUUAAUGCCUCAACAAGUAAAACAUUGUGCACGGCUAAAGAUGAAGAAAACAGUGAAUUAUGGAGUGACUUUGCAGGUUACUGUAAAACAUCUCUUGUACAACAGCAGUUUUUUGGUACUCUUCAUGAACUGCGUUUGAGGGAAAAAGAUGAUUCUGUUGAAAAGAGUUUCCAGCAUCACAGCUCCAAAAUUCCUAAUGGCAACUUUGCAAAUCAUCAUUUUCCAACCCAUCACCACAACCCUACAAAUUACAAACAUGAUAAUGAAUUGCAAACCUCUGCUUCUGUUAUCAAUGCUUGUGCUCCAAAGUGCAGCAUGUUAAAACUAAACUCUUCUGUGAAUGCUGAGGAAGAUUUACUUCGAUGCAACAAUUCAGACCAACCUGCAGUUUUUGUGGAUAACAAUUUUGCAGAUUCUGCAAUAAAUUGGACAUUUGGAAGUAAUGGCCAAUUAGUUAAUGACACAUUUCAGACUCUUAAUUGUGAUGAAACUGAAUUUUCAGGCCUUGGAUCACCUGGAGAAUUGUGCCCUGUUAACCCUCCAUUUUCAGAAAACCAGGCAAUCCUCUCUGCAAGUUCAGCUCUGAAGGAUUUUGGCUUUACUGGCUGGGCUAACUUUUUCCUCAUCACUAAUUGUCCUUUGAAGAUCAUGGAUUGUCAGGGAAAUACCUAA